GAAAAACCAGUUGAAGGGGAGGAAUCGUCGCCUCCUCAACAAAAUGUUGAUACAUCUACUCCUCCUUCGAGCCCCCGUGCCCCUUCACCAAAAAGGGCACGGGUUGAAAAGAUUGUUGAUCCUGCCCCUCAGUUGGGCAGUUCGUCGACUCUGCUCUUAGAUGAUCCAAUGAUCAAAGAGCUUCUUCGGAUCGGGUCCCAAUUUGUUGGGUACCGUGAAUAUGCCGCCAGAGCCGAAGAAAAACUUUCAGAGGCCAACGAACGUGUCGACGCACUUGCUCAAAAACUCGAGCAAAGUGAGGCGGCUCGCAAGAAAGCUGAACUUGCUGCUAGUGAAGCCAAGGCCGAGGCUGAUGAAGCCAAGGUGAAAGCUGCUAGUGUUGAAGCGUUGCAGAAAAGUCUCACAGAUGCUGAAUCUGCCUUGAAUGAGCAGAAAACUGCACAAGCUGCACGUGAGCAAGAUAUCAUCAAGCGCUUGAAGUCGCAAAGUCGACGUACGCUAAGACCCUCUUCUUGA
Lolium perenne is the source of this 516-nucleotide messenger RNA. NCBI's taxonomy places the organism in Eukaryota, Viridiplantae, Streptophyta, Magnoliopsida, Poales, Poaceae. The record is from RefSeq and is a predicted model, not a curated record.